GCCCGGCGCCGCCAUUAUGGCGGCGGGCGAUGAUGCCGGGCCCGGCCGGGCCUUGGAGGCGCUGCUGGAGAUGGGAUUCGGUGCCCGGCGCGCGGCGAAGGCGCUGGCGCUGACCGGGAACCGAGGGGUUGAACCGGCCAUGGACUGGCUCCUGUCCGAGGCCGGCCGGGAACGGGAGCGGCGGCGCCGGGGCCAGGAGCUCGCCAAGCUCCGGGAAUGGCGGCGGGACGAGGAGCGGCGCCGGGCGGCCGAGGAGCGGCGCCGCGAGCGGGCCGAGGAACGCGCUGCUCGGCAGAGAGUGCGGGAGAAGAUCGAGCGGGACAAGGCGGAGCGAGCGCAGAGGUUCGCCCCGCUGCCCCCAGAACCGGCCCCGGUGCCCGCCCAGGAGCCGCCGGCGCCGCGGGAAUACGACGAGUGCCGGAUCCAGGUGCGGCUGCCGGACGGGCGGGCGCUGACGCAGAGUUUCCGGGCGCGGGAGCCGCUGGCGGCCGUCAGGCUUUUCGUGGAGCUACACCGGGACAACAGCGGGAACAACAGCGGGAACAACACCGGGAACAACAGCGGGAACAGCCCCGAGCCCUUCAGCCUCCGCACGGCCUUUCCCCGGCGCCUCUUCAGCGAGGAGGACAUGGAGAAACCCCUGCAGGAGCUGGGCCUGGUUCCCUCUGCCGUCAUCAUCGUGGCCAAAAAGGAGGGGAGCUGAGAUGGGGACCCCCCAAAAAACCCCAAAUAAACCCCCCAAAAAAAAACCCCAAAUAAACCCGAGCUUUGUCCUGUC
Pseudopodoces humilis (Tibetan ground-tit) is the source of this 778-nucleotide messenger RNA. NCBI's taxonomy places the organism in Eukaryota, Metazoa, Chordata, Aves, Passeriformes, Paridae. The record is from RefSeq and is a predicted model, not a curated record.